UCGAGCCAAUAGGAAAAUUCCACAAUUUUGAUUUAACAAAAAUAAUAAUGCCGUUUACUAAUUUGGAAAAACCUGAUUAGCGUCAUCUGAUUGUUUAGAAGUAAUUAAAUUUUUCUUUCGAACAUUUAGAGUAAUUCAAUAGAUCGAGUGUUUUUUUAUCUGAAUUUCAGGAAAUUGAUACCGCUUUAUUUGCGCUCACUGAAAUUUUAGUUACGAUUAAAAAAAACUAAUAUGCAAAAUGGCUUCUAAGAACCUUGUAAAUGCAAAAUCCAUUAUUCAAUCUUCAUUGCACACACGAAAAUCUCUGCUUUGGCAUGGAUAUAUAUGGCCUUUUUUAUGUCUAUAUAGUUUAUGGCUAUAUAUAUAUAUUUAUUCUUAUGAAGAAUAUCUCGCAUCAGAAGAAUGGACAUUUUUGACACUUGUGAGCUUGAUAACAAUGAAUGCGUUAAUAUUCCUAAGUUGUCAGUGGAGUGUACGAGCGAAAGCUUGUUUUACAUGUGAAACGAAAAAUGAUAUCCGAAGAGCCAAAGUAAUCAAAAUUAUUCCUGCACCACAUAAAGGGAAAGGAGAAUUGUGUGAUCUAAAUUCCGCAAGGAAUGGAGAAAUUUCAUUUUUCUAUCAAAAGAAAAAAUAUGUAUGGGAUGAUGAUAAAAAAGUUUUUAACAGACUACGUUAUCCCAUUGAUAUGGAUUCUCGUAUUUCGAUUUUUCGAAAUUCUAAAGGUCUCGAGACUGUAAAUGAAAUUAAAUCAGUUCAAGAAAAAUAUGGAUUUAACAGGUUCGAUAUUCCAGUACCAACAUUUCGAGAAUUGUUUAAGGAACAUGCUGUUGCUCCUUUCUUCGUUUUUCAAUUAUUUUGUGUCGGUCUCUGGGUUAUGGAUGAGUAUUGGUAUUACUCGUUAUUUACAUUAUUCAUGUUGGUCGUGUUUGAAUCAACCGUUGUUUUUCAGAGGUUGAAAACGCUAGCUGAAUUUCGAACAAUGUCAAUUAAACCUUACCCAAUUUAUGUAAGGAGAAAAGGCCGUUGGGUAACCGUUAAUUCGGACGAGUUACUACCUGGUGAUUUAGUUUCUAUAGUUCGUUCUAAGGAAGAUGGUGGAGUUCCUUGUGACAUGGUUCUUGUGAAUGGUACUUGUAUAGUUAAUGAAGCUAUGCUUUCUGGUGAAUCAACACCCUUAUUGAAGGAAUCAAUACAUCUACGUGAGGGUAAUGAAGAGCUUGACAUUAAUGGUAUUGAUAAAAAUAGUCUUAUAUUCGGUGGUACUAAAGUACUUCAAGUUACACCUCCUUCCAAAGAAGAGGCAGCGCUAGCAUCAGACAAUGGAUGUAUUGCCUAUGUUCUACGUACCGGAUUCGGAACUGCGCAGGGUAAACUCGUGCGCACAAUGGUUUACAGCACAGAGCAUGUAUCUGCAAAUAAUCUCGAAUCCUUCUUAUUUAUUUUAUUUUUAUUGAUAUUUGCUAUUUCUGCAGCCGGAUAUGUUUGGGUUAAAGGUGUUGAAAAUGAUCGUAAGAGAUCAAAGUUAUUACUUGAUUGUAUUUUAAUCAUAACAUCAGUUGUACCUCCAGAGUUACCUAUGGAACUUUCCUUAGCUGUUAACACUUCGUUGGUUGCAUUAGCUAAAUUUGCUAUCUUUUGUACUGAACCAUUUAGAAUUCCUUUUGCUGGAAAAAUUGACGUGUGCGCUUUCGAUAAAACCGGUACUUUGACAGGAGAAAAUCUCGUGGUUGAAGGAGUUGCUGGUAUCCACCCCGAUGAUUCUAAAAUACUAAUGAAACCUCCGGAAGCCCUCCGAGACACAAUUCAAACUCUUGCUGCGGCACACGCAUUGGUUCGAUUAGAUGACAACAUUGUUGGUGAUCCAAUGGAAAAGGCAACAUUGGAAGCGCUAGAAUGGAAACUUGAUAAAGAUGACACCGUGAUUCCUGCCAACCAACAAUCACAGCGAUUUCAGUCAAGAUCUAAAUUACAAAUACGUCGUAGAUUUCAAUUUUCAUCUGCUCUCAAACGUAUGUCAAGUGUAUCCACGGUGACAACCCCUCGAGGAAAAAAAACUUUUAUUGCUGUCAAAGGCGCCCCCGAAACUCUUCGUCAGAUGUACGCUUUUGUACCUGAUGAUUACGAGGAGACCUUCAAAUUUUUCACCCGACGUGGGAGUCGUGUGUUAGCUCUCGGAUUUAAAUAUUUGCAAGAUAACAUGUCUCUUGAAGAGAUUAAUGAUCUUCAACGUGAAAGUGUUGAAAACGAACUUAAUUUUGCGGGAUUCCUCAUCUUUCAUUGCCCGCUUAAGGAAGAUGCUGUUUCUACUCUUAAAAUGCUAAAUGAAUCAUCACAUCGAGUCAUAAUGAUUACUGGCGACAAUCCUUUGACUGCCUGUCAUGUGGCUCGCGAGGUGGCAAUUGUUGAAAGAGAUGUAUUGAUAUUGGACAUUAAGGAAGACGCAGAGAAUCCUGAUGAACUUGUCUGGAAAUCCGUUGACGAAAAAAUUAUGAUACCCGUAAAUCCUGUCGAACCAAUCGAACCAUCAAUAUUCCGAGAUUAUGAUAUUUGUAUAACGGGUGCUGCAUUAUCUCAGUAUGAAAAUAGACCAUCUGUUAAAGAAUUGCUAAGGCAUACGUGGGUAUAUGCUCGCGUGUCACCUGGACAAAAGGAAUUCAUAUUGACUGUUCUUAAACAAGCUGGUUAUGUAACAUUGAUGUGUGGUGACGGUACGAAUGACGUGGGUGCUUUAAAACAAGCUCACAUAGGUGUUGCAUUGCUUGAUGGGAAGCCAGAAGAUCUUAAAAAAAUUGCCGAACAUCAUCGUAUGCAACGACUUAAAGAUAUGUAUGAAAAUCAACUGAAAUUUACUGCGAGAUUUAAUAUGCCACCUCCACCGCCACCAGCAGCCAUUGCCCAUUUAUUUCCACAUAUUACUCAACAACUGCAACAACAGAAUCCAGCAGCUCCAAGACGUGCACCUGCUCAGGUUGAUCAAAUAGCUGAACAAUUAAUACAAGACUUUGAUGAUGAGCCUCCGACUAUUAAAUUAGGAGAUGCAUCUGUUGCCGCUCCUUUUACUUCAAAACUUUCAAACGUAGUUGCUAUCGCAAAUAUUGUACGUCAAGGCCGAUGUACAUUAGUCGCAACUAUACAAAUGUACAAAAUUUUGGCCUUAAACUGUUUGAUUUCGGCUUAUACUCUUAGUGUAUUGUAUUUAGAUGGAAUUAAAUAUGACGACUGGCAAGUUACCAUUUCUGGAAUGUUACUUGCUGUUUGUUUCCUUUGUAUUUCUAAAGCUAGGCCUUUGGAAAAACUUAGCGAACAACGACCGCAAACCAACAUUUUCAAUUUUUAUAUAAUCCUUUCUAUUUUGGGUCAAUUUGCAAUCCACAUUGCCUCACUAAUUUUCAUAGUUGAUCUAGUAUUUAAACAUGAAGAGAGAAAACCCGUCGAUUUGGAAGGUGAAUUUGAACCAAGUUUAUUAAACACAGCAGUAUAUUUAAUAUCGUUAUCUAUGCAAGUUUCGACAUUUGCUAUCAAUUAUCAGGGACAUCCUUUCAGAGAGAGUUUAAAAGAGAACACUGCUCUUUACUAUGGUUUACUUACUGUAGGCGGAAUUGCUUUCGCUGGAGCCACAGAAUUUGUUCCCGAACUGAAUAGCAUGCUAAAACUGGUUCCUCUUAUAAAUGAUUUCAAACUUAAACUUGUGGGGACUAUGCUUUUUGAUUUUUUCGGCGCAUGGUUGAUUGAAAUUAUAUUUAAAUUUUUAUUUGCAAACAAUAAACCAAAAGACAUUGCUCGAAAAACACGAUAAAAAGUUAGGAUCAAACUAAAAUAAAACUUUAAUGAACAAUUUAGAUUUAUUUACAUCAAUUCACCCUCAACCUUAUAUAUAAUUACAUCAAUAACACAUUAUUGUAGAUUGAAAAUUUUCAUUUACUGGUUUACUUUGUUAAAUAUAUAA
Rhizophagus irregularis DAOM 181602=DAOM 197198 is the source of this 3946-nucleotide messenger RNA. RefSeq lists its product as uncharacterized. Gene Ontology annotation, biological process: transmembrane transport; intracellular calcium ion homeostasis. Gene Ontology annotation, molecular function: ATP binding; ATPase-coupled monoatomic cation transmembrane transporter activity; P-type ion transporter activity. NCBI's taxonomy places the organism in Eukaryota, Fungi, Glomeromycota, Glomeromycetes, Glomerales, Glomeraceae. Gene Ontology annotation, cellular component: endoplasmic reticulum membrane. The record is from RefSeq and is a predicted model, not a curated record.